AUGUCCAUGUCUACUCUCUUCAACUCAAAGACAUUCAAUACCACCUACAAGGCCCACUUGGGGGUUCUUCUCGCCCUCUUCGUCAUUUGUAUGAUUGUCCUCGUGGCAUUGGUCCUCAGCCCUGUCAACAGAAGAUCCGUCUUGCACUACAAGAAACGGAAGCAACAAUUAUACCCUCAAGAAGCGAUUGCGGAGUAUAGAGGAAACACCUACAACGAUGGAACAUCAAUAAGGAUGAGCACUCUCAAUCCCGUAACAAGUGACAAUCCAUUCUACCAAAAGUCCUCGGACAUAUCGCGGCCCCUGAACAUUCAAGGAGCACAGAGCUCAAUAGAGGAACCUGUGAGCUUGGCUGUCGAUCCUCGAGUGAGCCGUUGA
Molecule: messenger RNA, 378 nt
Organism: Saccharomycopsis crataegensis
Lineage: Eukaryota; Fungi; Ascomycota; Saccharomycetes; Ascoideales; Saccharomycopsidaceae
Exons: 1
Coding region: 1-378 (125 amino acids)
Source: RefSeq, a predicted model, not a curated record